GCCCUUCUCCAAACAAAGCCAUAACAAAGUCCUAUAUAGCAAAAAUGAAGGUGAGAAAAGAGAGCUCAAGGAUUGUCAAGCCAACUUAUGAGGGCACCCCUCCCACAAACAUAUCCUAUACUCCCUUGAGCGUUUUCGAUAAGGUCACUUAUGAUAACCAUAUGGCAGUUAUCUAUGCCUACCGCCCGCCAACCCCUCCGAAUGCGGCCCUGGAGCUAGGGCUCAAGAAGGCGCUGUCGGUGUACAGGGAGUGGGCUGGGAGGUUGGGAAAGAACGAAGACGGUGACCUCGUCAUUCUUCUCAAUGACAAAGGGGUGAGGUUUGUUGAGGCAUCGGCGGAGUGCACUCUCAAUCAAGCCAUGCCAUUUAAGCCCUCGAUGUCCCUGCUCGCCCUUCACCCCAGCUGGAAGGGCGUAGAAGAGUUGGUGCAGGUUCAACUCACGAGGUUCACUUGCGGCUCUAUGGUGGUAGGCUUCACAGCCAACCACCUUGUGGCUGACGGCAAUGCCACGAGCAAUUUCUUGGUUGCAUGGGGCCAAGCUUGUCGCGGACUUGAGAUUUAUCCUAUUCCUUUCCGUAACCGUGGCAUUUUCUCUCCUAGAGACCCUCCUAGAUUUGAGUUUGAACACAGGGGAACGGAAUUCACGAGUGAGAAAAUCAAGAAGGAUUAUCCUUCCGUUGAUAAUACCAUCAUGGAUGACAUUGUGGUGCAUGAGGUUCAUUUCUCAUUUGAGUUUCUUGCCAAGCUCAAGGCCAAGGCUUCCGCCAUGAAUGGCACUAACAAGUCCUAUAGCACUUUUGAGAGCUUGGUCGCUCAUCUGUGAAGGGCCAUAACCAAAGCUACGUCACUCGGCGGAUUGGAAACAACCCAUGUGAGGAUUUCAGUCGAUGGUCGCGCUCGUCUGAACCCUAGGGUACCCAUGGAGUACUUUGGGAACUUGGUGCUUUGGGCUUUCCCAAGUGCCAAGGCCAAGGACCUUCUACGCGAGCCAUUGCCAUACGCGGCCAAGCUCAUUCACAACGCCGUCUCAAAAGUGAACAACAACUACUUCAAAUCGUUCAUCGACUUUGCUACCUACAAAGCGGAACAGGAAGCCCUGAUUCCCACGGCAGACACGAACAUGUCGGCUAUGUACCCUAACUUGGAGGUUGAUAGCUGGUUAAGGUUUCCAUUCUAUGACGUAGAUUUUGGAGGAGGAUGCCCUUACAUUUUCAUGCCAUCUUACUUGCCAGCAGAGGGUACCAUGUUCCUCUUACCAUCUUUCGCGGGGGAUGGUAGCAUUGAUGCUUUCAUACCCCUAUCCCAAGACAAACUGGCAUCCUUCAAACAAAUUUGCUACUCCUUAGACUAGUAUCGAUCUACCAAAGAUAUUAGAACCACCAUAACAUUUGCACAAAAAAAUGCACAAACACUCAGAAUGGGUCUGGCCCCCUUGUGCAGCGUGUGUGGGCCAACUACACGCAUUGUGAGCGUUUGUACUUUUUUUUUUUGUGCAAAUGCA
Rhododendron vialii is the source of this 1502-nucleotide messenger RNA. Its product is annotated as agmatine hydroxycinnamoyltransferase 1-like. Bases 45 to 824 code for a protein of 259 amino acids. The record is from RefSeq and is a predicted model, not a curated record. The transcript has a single exon. Gene Ontology annotation, molecular function: acyltransferase activity, transferring groups other than amino-acyl groups. Lineage: Eukaryota; Viridiplantae; Streptophyta; Magnoliopsida; Ericales; Ericaceae.